Molecule: messenger RNA, 432 nt
Organism: Cylindrotheca closterium
Lineage: Eukaryota; Bacillariophyta; Bacillariophyceae; Bacillariales; Bacillariaceae
Source: the annotation of a GenBank genome assembly
AUGCAGACAGCCUCCAAGUUGGUGGUCCCAAAAUCCUUUGUAUUGCCAAGAAGGCUUGGUACUCCAUCAAAACUGACGUAUGAUUCUAGCUCAAGGCCUCAUCAAUCUAUGCAUCAGUUAGAAUCGAUUGACAUCAAGGGUAAGAAAGGGACGAAAAAACGGGGAUUUGAUCCUUCCGUUUCGAUUUUCAGAGCACGAACAGCAGGGUCGCUCUUUGAUCACGACAGCACCGACGCAUCGGACGAAGAAGAUGACUUGUUUACAUUGAGAAUGGCAAAUCCAAUUUGUGAUAGCAGCGACGACGAAAGUGAAGAAGGCUCGUCGUAUCAGCGGCCACCUCUGAAAAAUGAGCUGCACACGCUGAUGUGGAGUUCUCGACUCGAAGAAGAUGAUAUCAAAGGAUUUUCUCUUGGUGGUCUUUUACUGAUCUAA